GCCAUCUAUCGAUUCGAUGUUCAACUAAAUCAAAAUAGGAUAUUUCCCAAUGACAGUUUGCUACUUUCUUGAAUUAUUACUUCAAUUGACAAAUUGACUUGAGUAACUAAGGUUCAUAAUGAUAUAAAUCGAAAGUGGCUUACUAAUUAUUCUGAUUCUUUCAUUCUACUGGAUUUUCUACUAGCCACUAAAACGUAAAUUUGCCCACUAAAUGAAGACUGCAAUCUACCAGAUCUAGUAGAAAAUCUACUAAGUUGGCAACCCUGUUUCUAACCUCUGUUUUAUAAUUAUAAUUAUGCUAGACUGUGGUUUGUGGUAGAUCCCGUGAGCUUGUACUGCUUACCACAUUUCAGAGAAGUAUUGUUUUUGUGAGUGUUGUGAUAUUAGUUACAAAUAAAAUGGAGGGACCAGGAAUAUGCCAAGUCAAAUCAGAAUUCAUUUUGCCUGCCGUUACUAGAGAAAUAAACUUAUCGCAUGUUUCAAACACAGAUAAAAGGAAACUUGAGCAACAUAAUGAAGAAUCUACAGAAAAAAAUGCAGAAAAUGUUGAAAGUUCUUCGAAAAGGCAGAGACUUUCCAAGGCAGAGAAAAAGAAACUCAGAGGCCAGAAUAAGUCCCGAGCACCAACAUAUGUCACAAACAGGAGUAAAGAACUAUGCAUUUGUAUGAUAGAUGUACCAGAAGGCAAUGACAUCCCAGGAUGUAACAGAAACAAAUGCAAUUUUAUUCAUGAUAUUGACAACUACCUUACUAUCAAGCCAAAAGAUAUUGGAGAACAUUGUUAUAAUUUUGAAACCUUUGGGAAGUGCAAUAGAGGCCUUGCAUGUAGAUUUGGAAGUGAACAUAUCACACCCAGUGGUAGAAAUAUAAUUAAUGAACAAUUAUAUUCCAAAUAUGAACUUCAAACAAGGAAUAAUUUAGGGAAGGAGUUGCAGUUAUCCUUAAAGAAGAGACAUUAUGACUUCAAGUUAGCUGAACAGUUAGUCAAACAUCAUGAUCAUUUAAAAAAGGAAAAAUCAGAACAACCUGUUCAAAAACCCAUAGUCAGCAACAAUGUAACUCAAGGAGCUAUCACUGAUGAAGAUAUAAUAAAGUUAAGGCAAAGAGAAAAGAGGAAAAUAGAUUGGAGUGACAAACUAUAUCUUAGCCCACUCACAACUGUUGGCAAUCUUCCAUUCAGAAGAAUUUGCAAAGAAUAUGGAGCAGAUAUCACCUGUGGUGAGAUGGCAAUGUGUAGUUCUCUUUUACAAGGAGAAAGCAGUGAAUGGGCUUUAGUAAAAAGACACAAAAGUGAAGAUUUAUUUGGCAUUCAACUCUGCGCUAAUAAUUCUUUCCUCUUAACAAAAUGUGGCCAACUUUUGUUGAAUGAAAUUGAUGUUGACUUUGUGGAUCUAAAUAUGGGAUGUCCUAUUGAUUUAGUAUAUAGGCAAGGAGGUGGAUGUGGGCUUCUGCAUAGAGAACGGGCCCUUGAGCUCUGUAUCAGGAGUAUGAGUGAUAUCCUCACUGUGCCUUUUACUGUCAAGACUAGAACUGGAGUUUACAGUGGAAAAAAUAUAGCACAUACUAUGGCUCCAAAAUUCAGAGAAUGGGGUGUAAGUAUGUUGACAAUCCAUGGAAGAUCUAGAGAACAGAGGUAUACAAAACAAGCAGAUUGGAAUUAUAUACAAACUGUGGCUGAAGCAGCUAGUCCAAUGCCUGUGUUUGGAAAUGGUGACAUUUUGAGUUAUGAAGAUUAUAUUAAAGCUAGAGAAGUAGCACCAGCCAUUUCUGGAGUUAUGAUUGGUCGAGGUGCCCUAAUAAAACCUUGGAUAUUUCAAGAGAUAAAAGAGACUAAACUUUACGAUAUAUCAAGCUCAGAAAGGUUUGAUAUUCUGAAGAAAUAUGUAAAUUAUGGUUUGGAGCAUUGGGGAUCUGACAACAAAGGUGUUGAAAAUACUAGGAGAUUUCUAUUAGAAUGGCUGUCAUUUUUAUAUAGAUAUGUUCCUGUAGGACUACUUGAAGAUCCACCUCAAAAGAUAAAUCAAAGACCUCCUCAUUUUAGAGGUAGGGAUGAUUUAGAGACACUAAUGGCAUCCCCAUCUGCUUCAGAUUGGAUCAAGAUCAGCGAGAUGUUGUUAGGACCAGUACCUGAAAAUUUUCAGUUUUUACCAAAACACAAGGCUAACUCUUACAACUAAACUUUAUUUUAAGUAAAAACUAGAAAUAUCACACAACUUGUUUCAUUUGUCCUUAGAGCCCUUUUGGUGUUGUAAAUAAUCUAAUAAGUCAUUUAGCCCACUAAAUUCAGUUCUACCUUGUGGUGGGUUGUUUCUGGGGACAUUUGGCAGUAUGCUUCCCAUUUUAUGCCUGAAUUCCAC
Molecule: messenger RNA, 2357 nt
Organism: Acanthoscelides obtectus
Lineage: Eukaryota; Metazoa; Arthropoda; Insecta; Coleoptera; Chrysomelidae
Source: the annotation of a GenBank genome assembly